This is a messenger RNA of Penicillium brasilianum, 2086 nucleotides long. The record is from the annotation of a GenBank genome assembly. Lineage: Eukaryota; Fungi; Ascomycota; Eurotiomycetes; Eurotiales; Aspergillaceae.
CCCAAUGGAUUUUGCAGUGGCGCAGGAUGAGACUAGUACACAUGGCUACAACGAAUCCCUUUGGGAACUGUCUUUACUUCUAUUCUCCGGCAUAUCCCAGCUAUCCCAGCCGCAGGCAGUGACAGAUGUCCCUCCUGAAAAUCAGCGCGUCCGAGAUGCGCUUACAAAGUUCUACCUCUGGGGAGAUGGACUCCGCAAUGGCAAGCUUGAAGAUAUUCUGUUUGAAUCCGAGUUCCUUCGAGUGUCAAUCACCAAGAGCUUGUUGGCUAUAGGAACAAAUUUGCUCGAAUGGGUUCCAGAAUCACCACGGUCGCGUACACAGUUUUUUGAUGCUUUCAACAGCCAACGGGAGGCCUUGGGAAAAAUUGUAACGACCCUGGGACCAGAGUAUGGAUCACAGGAUGACGAAAAUGAUGAAGAGAUUGAUGACAGCAGCUCCGUCACCUCUAGUGGUAGUGGAAGAGACAUCCUUGAUGAUAUCAUCUUUUAUAUAGAACUAUUAAUGGCACAGGUUCCCUCCUUGGAGCAUGUCAAUGAUCAAAUGCGCCAGCAAAUGCGGCAAGGGUCAAUUACGUCUUCUGAAACCUCAGUUGGUGUUUCCCAGAUAUCACAGGAGAAGGGAAAUUCCAGUGAAGAUCAUCUAGGCAGGGCCUCUCAGUUGAACAUCCUCGGAAAGUGGUUUCGGGAACGAUUCGAGCGGAUUGGAUCGAUGGACGACCUCAACCGUGCUGUUGAAAUUGCACAGAGGGUACUAGAUUGCACGCCUGACGACCACCCUAUUCGAGCCGGUUAUUUAAGCAACCUUAGUAACUGGCUUGGUGCGCGAUUCGAGCGGAUUGGAUCGAUGGACGACCUCAACCGUGCUGUUGAAGUUGUGGAAAAGACACUGGAUUAUACGGCUCUAGACCACCCUGACCGAGCGGAAUCGUUGAAAAGCCUUAGCAACUGGCUUGGUAGACGAUUUGAGCGGACUGGAUCGAUGGGUGAUCUCAAGCGUGGAUUAUCAGUCUACAAGGAAGGCUGGAACUGCCAGACUGCCGCUCCAUCUGGAUUGCUUUGGGAAAAGGUUGUGGAGGACUGCCCUGCUUUUCUGCAGAAUCUGCCCAUUGAGAUGAAGUGCACGGUCCACUUUGUCACACCUGACGAAAAUAUGAGGCACAAUUUCAAAAAAGACUGGGAUCGACUUGAUGGCGACCGAACUUGGCUGAAACUCGAUAUAGAAUGCAAUAUCAGCCCAUUAUUCACGAUUUCUAUCGACAAUAAAGGAGAUUUCAAAAUCCGCGACUGGUCGGGCAACCUAAGCGCGGCCAUCGAAAACGCUCUGAAACCGCUGCCGGCUUCGAACAUAGACAGCAUAAGAACACUCAUACAUCGUCUGGAACACCUCGCGAGGUUCAAAAUGACAAGAGAAUUAGCCAAUCCGGAUUUGCGGACUGACACACCAUCCAAUCUCGUUGUAAUCAGUGCAGGCUCUAUACCUAAGAGCCAGAGCAUAUCAGAACAGUGGUUCCUUCCGGCUGAGAUGGCGGAGCUGGCUUCGGGGGUUUAUGAGGUGCAGGAGAGGGCUGAAUUUUGCAUCACAAUCAAAAAUCAGUCCAGCCAACCCUUGGGUUGUGUGCUCCUGAACUGCCUUCCACAGGUCGGCAUCGAGCAGGUCUUUCCACCAGUCUCUUUACGAGGCGAACCUGCCUAUAUCCUCAACCCCGGAUACGACAAAUCUGUGGUAUUUCGGAUGAUGAUCGCGUCAGAAAUGCGAGUAUCAGCCCUGUGCGGCAUUCCUAUUGUUGAUACAUUAAAAAUUCUUGUACGGCAGACAGGACGGUGACAGUGAAAUGCGGUCUCAGGGCUUUCGAGAUCGCUUAGGCUUCCUCGACACGAAACGGCUCGCAAAAUCUCUUCCGGCUCCCGGUGGCCUGAAAGCCAACUGGGAGACGUUCAACGUGAAAGUGCAAAUCAAGCCGUCCUGUGAAUAGAAACCGCAAUUAAUCUAGUUGAUGAGAUGAAAUGCUGCCGUCAGCAGAUUUGACUUUUAUUGACAUUCCCGAGCAUGAUGCCUAGCUAAAAUCCAUUUUCCCGUCUAGUCAUU